Molecule: messenger RNA, 4350 nt
Organism: Eucalyptus grandis
Lineage: Eukaryota; Viridiplantae; Streptophyta; Magnoliopsida; Myrtales; Myrtaceae
Product: tripeptidyl-peptidase 2
Exons: 34
Coding region: 63-4244 (1393 amino acids)
Biological process (GO): proteolysis
Cellular component (GO): cytosol
Molecular function (GO): serine-type endopeptidase activity; tripeptidyl-peptidase activity
Source: RefSeq, a predicted model, not a curated record
CUCCGCCGCGCAUUUCCCAAAACGCCCCUCCCCACCCCGACCCGACCCGACCCGACCGGACAAUGCACGCCACCUCAGCAUUCGCAGCGUCAUCAGCCUAUAAAAUAUAUCUGCCUUCGCGCUCACGUCGCUCGUGCCUCCUCCCCCCGUUUCUCUCUGCUCCCUCCGUACAGCGGAGAUUCCACCAUCGCCAUCAUCAUCAUCGCCACCUUAAAAGAAGAGGCACUCGAUUGGAGAGAGGGUGGCGUAGGGAUACCGGCGGCGGGGAGAGGAGAGGAUUCGGGGACAUGCCUUGCUCUUCGAUCAGCGCGGCGACCGGCGGUGGUAGCGACAAUGGCUCGCUCCGCAAUUUCAAGCUGAACGAGUCCACGUUCCUGGCUUCCCUCAUGCCGAAGAAGGAGAUCGGCGCCGAUCGCUUCGUCGAGGAUCACCCGGAGUACGACGGCCGCGGCGUCGUCAUCGCUAUCUUCGAUACGGGUGUUGACCCAGCUGCAGCUGGAUUACAAGUCACUUCAGAUGGGAAGCCUAAAAUCCUAGAUGUUCUUGAUUGCACUGGGAGUGGUGAUAUUGAUACCUCAAAUGUGGUUAAGGCGGAUGCAAAUGGGUCCAUACGUGGAGCUUCAGGGGCUUCUCUCACCAUAAAUACAUCCUGGAAAAACCCUUCUGGUGAUUGGCAUGUGGGUUGUAAGUUAGUCUAUGAGCUAUUUACGAACACUUUGACAUCUCGUUUGAAGAAAGAAAGGAAAAAGAAGUGGGAUGAGAGAAACCAGGAAGCAAUUGCCAAUGCUGUGAAGAUCGUUGAUGAAUUUGAUCAGAAACAUGCCAAAGUUGAGGAUACAGAUUUGAAGAAGACAAGAGAAGAUCUGCAAAAUAGAGUUGAUCUUUUACGAAAACAAGCUGAUAACUAUGAUGAUAGGGGCCCCAUUAUAGACGCUGUAGUAUGGCAUGAUGGAGAAGUUUGGAGGGUCGCUCUUGAUACCCAGAGUCUUGAAGAUGACCCAAAUUGUGGGAAACUUGCUGAGUUCGAACCCCUUACUAACUAUAGGAUAGAGCGCAAAUUUGGAAUAUUUAGCAAGCUAGAUGCCUGUACAUUUGUUGUCAAUGUGUAUGAUGAUGGGAAUAUAUUAAGUAUCGUAACCGACAGUUCCCCUCAUGGUACUCAUGUUGCUGGUAUAGCUACUGCUUUCCAUCCAGAGGAGCCCUUGUUGAAUGGGGUUGCACCUGGAGCUCAGUUGAUCUCUUGUAAAAUUGGAGAUACACGAUUAGUUUCAAUGGAGACUGGAACCGGUCUCAUUCGAGCACUAAUAGCUGCUGUUGAGCAUAAAUGUGAUCUGAUCAACAUGAGUUUUGGAGAACCAACAAUGCUGCCUGAUUAUGGACGCUUUGUUGACCUUGCGAAUGAAGUAAUCAAUAAGCAUCGCCUAGUAUUUAUCAGUAGUGCUGGCAAUAGUGGGCCAGCAUUGAGUACUGUGGGAGCACCUGGAGGUACCACUUCGAGCAUCAUUGGAGUCGGGGCAUAUGUAUCUCCUGCAAUGGCUGCUGGUGCCCAUGCUGUAGUUGAACCUCCCAGCGAAGGACUCGAGUAUACUUGGUCUAGCAGGGGACCGACAGCUGAUGGUGAUCUUGGUGUAUGUAUAAGUGCCCCUGGUGCGGCUAUUGCACCAGUGCCUACUUGGACUCUUCAACGUCGUAUGCUGAUGAAUGGAACAUCAAUGGCAUCUCCAUCAGCUUGUGGGGGGGUUGCAUUACUCAUCAGCGCUAUGAAGGCUGAAGGCAUUCCUGUGAGUCCAUAUACUGUACGGAAGGCCCUUGAGAAUACAUGCCUUCCUAUAGGUAGCCUUCCAGAAGAUAAACUAACCACUGGACAGGGGCUCAUGCAAGUUGACAAGGCUUACGAGUACAUAAAGCUAUCUCAGAACAUUCCAUGUGUUUGGUAUCAAGUGAAAAUUAGUCAAUCUGGAAAAUCAACUCCUACUUCACGAGGCAUUUAUCUUAGGGAGGCUAGCUAUUGCACACGAUCUACUGAGUGGACCGUGCAAAUUGAGCCAAAUUUUCAUGAAGAUGCGAACAAUCUAGAAGACCUGGUUCCCUUUGAGGAGUGUAUUGAGUUACACUCCACAGAUAAGGCUGUUGUAAGGGCUCCGGAGUAUCUAUUGCUUACUCACAACGGCCGUAGCUUCAACAUUGUUGUGGAUCCCAGCAAUCUUUCUAGUGGACUUCAUUAUUAUGAAGUGUAUGGGGUUGAUUGCAAAUCGCCAUGGCGUGGUCCUCUUUUCAGAAUACCAGUUACUAUAACAAAGCCUGCUGUCAUAGUGAGCCGGCCUCCUGUAGUCACAUAUUCAAGGAUGUCAUUUCAGCCAGGUCACAUUGAACGAAGAUACAUUGAGGUGCCAUUUGGUUCUACUUGGGUUGAGGCUACCAUGCGAACAUCUGAGUUUGACACAACACGGAGAUUCUAUGUUGACACAGUUCAGCUUUGUCCCUUGCAAAGGCCCAUCAAAUGGGAGAGCGCGGUAAUGUUUUCUUCUCCAGCUGCCAAAAGCUUUGCCUUCCCUGUGGUUGGUGGUCACACGAUGGAAUUAACAGUAGCUCAGUUUUGGUCUAGUGGAAUUGGGAGCAAUGAAGCUACUUCAGUGGAUUUUGAGAUCGUGUUCCAUGGGAUUGACAUCAACAAAGAGGAAGUGAUACUUGAUGGCAGUGAGGCACCAGUUAGAAUAGAUGCUGAGGCUCUGCUUGCGUUGGAGGAACUUGCUCCUGUUGCCACCCUCAAUAAGAUGAGGGUUCCAUAUCGACCUGUUGAGUCAAAGCUUCGUGCUCUCCCAUCAAUGCGAGACAAACUACCCUCAGGGAAACAGAUAUUGGCUCUGACAUUGACUUAUAAAUUCAAAUUAGAAGAUGGAGCAGAACUAAAACCUUAUAUUCCUUUACUCAACAAUCGAAUAUAUGAUACCAAGUUUGAGUCGCAGUUCUAUAUGAUAUGGGAUGUGAACAAGCGUGUACAUGCCUUGGGAGAUGUCUACCCAAAAUCUUCAAAGCUGCCCAAGGGUGAAUACACUUUACAGCUGUAUCUAAGGCAUGAUGAUGUGCAAUAUUUGGAAAAAAUGAAGCACUUGGUGCUGUUUAUGGAGAGAAAUCUAGAGGAAAAGGAUGUCAUGCGACUGAACUUUUUCUCUCAACCUGAUGGCCCUGUAAUGGGAAAUGGCUCGUAUAACUCUUCAGUUUUGAUCCCUGGGAAGAAGGAAGCCAUCUAUUUGGGCCCACCAACCAAGGACAAGCUCCCAAAGAAUUCUCAACCUGGGUCUGUGUUGGUCGGAGCAAUAUCUUAUGGAAAGGUAUCAAAUGCUGGUCAAGAUAAUGGAAAGAGUCCAUCAAAGAACCCUGCAUCCUACCAAAUCUCUUACAUAGUGCCACCCAAUAAGGUUGAAGAAGAGAAGGGGAAAGUUUCUUCAUCAAGGUGCACAAAAUCUGUCUCCGAACGCCUACAAGAAGAGGUUCGAGAUGCAAAGAUAAAGUUUCUGGGAACUCUGAAACACGGGAAUGAUGAAGAGAAGUUGGAGUGGAAGAACUUACUUACUCAACUGAAGUCGGAGUACCCAAAACACACGCCACUGCUUGCCAGGAUCUUGGAAUAUUUACUCUCUCAGAGUGAUGUGAAGGACAAAAUCCACCACAAUAGGAAGAUCAUUGAUGGAGCCGACGAAGUUAUCAAUAGCAUUGACAGAGAUGAGUUAGCAAAAUAUUUUGCAUUCAAAAGUGAUCCAGAGGAUGAGGAUGCAGAGAAUAUUAAGAAGAAGAUGGAGACUACACGUGAUCAAUUAGCAGAAGCUCUUUACCAGAAGGGGUUAGCAGUAGCAGAAAUUGAGUUCGUCAGUCAAGAGAAGGCUUCAGCAAAAGCUACAACUGAGGGCUCAGAAGAUGUGGAUGCAAGUGGUGACGUACCUGUUCAGACGCCUGGUGUCCCACCCAAUCUCUUUGAAGAAAAUUUUGCGGAAUUGAAGAAAUGGGUUGAUGUGAAGUCCUCUAAGUACGGUACUCUCUUGGUCAUUCGUGAGCAACGCCAUGGAAGGCUGGGAACAGCGCUGAAGGUACUGAAUGAUAUGAUUCAAGAAGACGGUGACCCUCCGAAGAGGAAGCUGUUUGAACUAAAGCUGACUUUGGUCGAGGAGAUUGGAUGGAGUCACCUGUUAAGGUAUGAGAGAGAAUGGAUGCAUGUACGAUUCCCGGCAUGCUUGCCAUUGUUUUAAGGAUAUUUUAGUUUGUAUGUAUUCAGCGAUAAACUGUGUACGCAAAUAAAGCGUCUAAUCCACAAGGUGGGUGCUUAUGAUUUCCCGUUUACACUCUUUUCAGAAA